This is a messenger RNA of Rhinolophus ferrumequinum (greater horseshoe bat), 4027 nucleotides long. RefSeq names its product proline and serine rich 3 (gene PROSER3). The transcript is spliced from 11 exons. Lineage: Eukaryota; Metazoa; Chordata; Mammalia; Chiroptera; Rhinolophidae. Bases 521 to 2491 code for a protein of 656 amino acids. The record is from RefSeq and is a predicted model, not a curated record.
CCAUUGGUCCAGAGGCUUGCCAAUUACUGCUGCACGCUAGGGCUGUCCAAUCAAACACGUUCUCUCAGUCAGGCCGACAUUGCAGCCAGUUGUGAGACUCUCCUCUUUAGCCACUUUCCAAUUACUUUUAUUUUCCUCUCUAUCAUUGGUCGCCUUUGAGGUCGCUCUCUUCCCGCGCGGGCACUCCCAGAGAGGGACGGAGCUGAUAGGGCAUUGCUAAGCGACAAAGAUGUGUGCUGAGUCAGUCCGGUGAAGUAGCUGAGCAGGCAGAAGCGCCGAAGUAGCUGCGGGAUGAACCGCAGGUGAGGCCGAUCCGUUUCCCGGGGACCACAGGAGGCCUGCGAAGACCAAGGUCUGCCAAGAUAGGCCCUUUGGGGAUGCUCCCCUGGGUCGAAGCUACUACUGGCCAUCUGAAGCCAGACCUGGCAUGCCAAGGUGAGGACACUCCACAGAGAGUGCUGUGUGCCUGCCCAGUAGCAAGAGAGUGAGGACUGGAGGGAAGGAAGACAUACGAUAAGAGAUGGGGACUCUGAGCCCAUCCAGGUCCCAGGGAUUCAGGAUCCCAGAAGCUCCCAUGGCUCUGACCACAGGUCUCAACUCCCCUGAGCUGUUAGAGGAGUCCUGGCCAUCCAGCUCAGGGACCCCUUCCCCACCCAGGACCACUGAGGAACAGACGGUUGCUUCCACACCAUUCACUCUGAUUGAUAAUAGUGACUCUGUGGUAGCCAAGUACAUCAACCGAUUCCGCCAGGCUCAGCCCACAAGCCGAGAGGAACGCCAGCCUGCAGGCCCAACCCCAGCUGACUUUUGGUGGCUGCGGCCUGAAUCUCUAGACCCUAGCAGUCAAUUUGCAGCAGCAGGAGCCAGUGACCGAGAAGAAAGACCCAACGCAGCAAUCUCGACUCUUGCCAAGGUGGCCAGUGCAUCGCAGGCUAAGGCUAUGGCCCCCCUUCAAGAAAUAAAGCAGAACCUCAACACAUGGAACUCAUCCCUGCUGGACCUGGAGACACUGAGCCUGCAAAGCAGAGCUGCCAGCCUACUGAAACGCAGCAAGGCCUCCAUCUCCUCCUCCUCCCGCAGUCCCAGCGAUGCCAGCAGCUCCUCAUUCCGUGUCAGCUCUGAUGGCCCCUCUCCCUUCUCCAUGACCUUCACCCCUGAAUCCUGUGAGGGUUCUAACCCCAAGGCACAUGCAACUCCAGCACCAGCCCCCAUCCCAGCUCCAACUCCAGUCUCCUCCCUGGCACCCCUGCGGCCAGAGGAUGACAUUCUGUACCAGUGGCGGCAGCGGCGGAAGUUUGAACAGGCUCAAGGUCAGGGUGACAGAACUUGGAUGCUGCCGGGAACCCCUGCCCUCACCACUCAGGUCCCUGUCCCCAUCUGUCUGCCAACCUCUCCUGCCCCUGCAGAGACCCUUGGUUCCCUGGGAACACAGCCUAACUGUGUUCCACUUUGGGGCAGUGUGGCCCAGCCUGUUCCCCCGGAAGCCACCCAUGUGGAGAGGCCUCCUAUUCCCCCAGGGUUCUCUCCACACAUCUUUUGGGGCUCCAGCCCCCAUGGGUUUUUCUGGGCCCCGCAGUUGGGUCCCUGGGUAUCUCUUGGGGCCGUUCCCCACGUGCCCCCGACCUCUACUGUGCACCCUACCGCCCCCCAGGGCCUGCCCACACCUACACCAAGCAAUCCCACUCAGGCUGAGAGGCAGAGCCCUAAGCUUCGGAAGGGUAGAGCCCGGUGCCAGGAGCCUGCUGGGCGAGCAGUUGAAGAGGGGCCUGGCCCGCAGCUCCGAGGCGCCCUGGGCCAGGUAGUGACGGCUCGCCUAUUCCCGGAUUGCCUGGAGGACAUGCCUCCUCUCCUCGAGGGCCGGCCUCCACUGCAGCCUGAAUCUUCAGAAGUCAAGGCCACACACCCCCAAACCAAUAUUACUCCCGCUCUCUCAGAGGUCAGGCCCGCUCUCUCUAAUUCAGAGUUUCCGCAGGCGGAGACCCGGCUGGGUGGGUCUAAGGCCAAGUAUCGGAAUGCCAAGGCCACGCCUCCCGCAGCGAGGCCAGUGCUUUGCAAGGACAAAGACAAUCCCUCAGCGGUAGUCAAGCACCCUCAACCCAAGGUCCCACCCCCUCCAGUUGAGGAGGUGUCCAGAAGCGUCAAGGCCCCGCCCCCUGCAUUCAAGGCAGAGUCUCUAGAGGCUGUGGUCACGCCCCCGCCCCCUGCUGACCACCACCCCGCGGAGGACCUGCUUUCCCAGGCCGCUCGACUUCUGCAGGCUGCUGAAGACUCCGAUGGCAGCGAGUUCCAGGAGGACCCUGUACUGCAGUUGUUAAGGGCUCAGAGGGUGGAGCUGCGGCGGCAGAAAAGGAAAGUGGAAGCCCAAUUAUCCCUCCUGCUGGACCAUACUGAAGACCCAGGGUCUUGGUCUCCUCCAGCCUGGUUGCCCCCCAGGUCUCCAAGAAUGCGGCUGAGGAGGGAAGGAGCCUCACUUGAGGCCAGACGACUUUGAAUUUUACAAAUUCUGUUUUUCCCAAUGAAAUAUUGUUUUCAGGUUACUGGUUUUCUCUGAGAAAGGAGUUGUUCUGGAAAGGCCAAGAGUCAUGCUAAUUUAGGGAAAUAGCUGCUCCCUUCCCCCACCCUACUUCCUGACUGUUGACGUAAAAUCUCCUCUGGUUUCAUCUUCUUGAAGGGCAAUGCAGGAGAGGGGUUCCAGGUAAGACUUCAGGCAAAACGGGGCCUCACCUUAACUCAGGAAUAGAUCCUCCUAUCUCAGAGAGUCAGAAGGGACUGCCCUCUGGGCAUGUAGCUAAUGGGGUCAUCAGAGUGUUGGACAAUGGUUAGUCCUCAAUCCACAUCCUGCUUUGGUACAUUGAUCCCUCCCUCUUUGAAGCAUUUCCUUACCCUACUUCCGGCACCCCACCCUCCUCUUCAUCAGCCUGUCACUUUGGUGUGUCCUAGGGUUGUGGCCUUGACUUCUCUAUCUAUACUCAUUCCUAGGAGCUGUUGUCUAGUUUCAUGGCUCUAAAUCCCAUCUCUGUUCUGUUAGUUCCCAAAUUUCUAUCUUCAGCCUAGACCUGGCCACUGAACCUCACGCUCUUAUGUCCUGCUACCUGCUCACCACCCCCACUUAAAGGUCUAAGAGAUGUCUCAAGCUGCACAGGUCUUAACCUGAGCUCCCAGUCUUCCCCCUAAACCUCCACCUCCCAAGCUUUCCUCAGCUUAAUCCUUCUACCUGCUCAGUUCAAAAGCCUCAUAGUUGUUCUUGACUCCUCUCUUUUCCUCACCCCCACAGUCAGUUGACCAGCAAGUCCUAUCAUCUCUACCUUUAAAAUCUAUCCAGAAUUUAAUGCCUUCUUCCCCUUCCACUGCCCUCACCCUAGUCUAGGUUGUCAUCACCUGUCUGGACUAUUAACCUAUUGUUUUGUCUGCAAGUUCUUUGAAACAUUUCCCAUCAAAAAGUAGAAUCUAUGUUUCUUCUCCUUGAAGCUGGGUAGAACUUUGUGACUGCCUCCACAAAGAGAAUUGUAGAGGAAGUGAUACUGCUUCAAAUUUCUAAACUGAUUAGAAAAGAUGAUACAGUUUCCACCUCUUUCUCCCUCUCCCUCUCUCUCUCCUUCUCUCCCUUUCUCCCUUUUUCUCUUUCUCUCUGGCUUUGGAGCCUUGGGCUGCCAUAUAAAAAGUUCAGUUGCCAUGCUGGGUAGGGAUUUGGGUUAUACAAGUGUGUGCACUUGUCAAAAUUCAGUGAAAUCUGUGAAUUUCAUUGUACAUAAAGCUUAUCUCAAAAGAAAAAUGUUGAAUUCUAGUUAAAAAUAUGCAUUCAAGAGUAUUUAGGGGACAGUAUACCAGUGCCUGUAAUUUACUUUGAAAUGUAUCCAAAAGUUAGGUUAAUGGAUGAAUAGAGUAGUAGGUGAAUAUGAGAUAAAGCAAAUAUAGUAAAAUGUUAAUGGUAAGAUCUAAGUGGUGGAUAUAUGGGUGUUCACUGUAAAUUGUUCAACUUUGCUGUGUGUUAGAAACUUUUCAUAAUAAAAUGUUGAAGAACAUAUAA